ACGGUUCUGUAUGAAUUGAUUUGAGUGAAUGUAUAUUAAUAAUCAUUAAUUAUUUAAAAAUUAAAAAAAAAAAACAAUCAAAAAAUAAUUAAUAAAAUUUACCGAACUUAAAUUUUUAUUAAAAUAUUACGUGAUAAGAAACGAAUUUAUACUUAUAAUAGUUAACGAAAUUUAAAAGGAAAAGAAAUUGAAAAAAAUAGUUAUUUUUUACCUUUUAAAAAUUUAUUUUUUAUUUGGCGUUUUAAAACAAUCAAAGAGGUUGAUAACUAAAAUAACACAACAUUAAAAAUAAUUUUUUGGAUUUAAAUAUACAUGUACAUAUGUAUAUAGAAAUUAAAUAAAAGCUUUGAAAAAAUUUCGUAUACGUUUAGCAAAAAAAUCUAAUUUAGUCCAAAAAUAGAAGUUCCUUGAGCAUUUUGUAGUUAAGUAUCUUAAAAAAAUGUCAGUAGUCCAAAGGAAAUCAACAAAACAUCAAGAAAAAACAUCAUCAACAUUAUCAGGAACGAAACAAAAAGGUGUUCAAGUAAAAAUGAGUACAGCUAAAACAGUAAGCGAAACAAUUGAUGAUACAUCUGCAACAACGUCGGGGUCUUCAAAUAAUAUCUAUGAUAAAAUUUACAGUUUGGUUGGUAAAGGUGCAUCUACAAUUGUUGGUCAAUUUACAAUUGAAAAAGUAGAUAAUUUACUUACUAUUGUGGAAAAAACAGCAAAGUGGAGUCUUCCUGAAGGUUCAAACAGUUCAGAAAAUGUAAAAGAUAACAAACCAUCGAAACUUGAAAGACCCUGCGGAUGGGUAUCAUUUUUAUUUUUGAUUGUUACAUUAAGAUGCGCUCGUGUGGGCUUAUCGUUUGGUUCAAUUAUGAUCGGUAAUGAACCAGUUACGCCCCAAACAAUGGUUAACUUUUUACAAACGCGGCGAAGAAAACUACGUGCUAUAAAAUAUCAAGGUUUAAAAUCAUUACGCAAUAAACAAAGAGCAAAUGAAGAACGGCCAAAACGUACAGGAAUUAUGGAGCAAUUAACUUCUAUUUUUAAUUUAGCAAUUUGUCAACCAGGUACAUUUAUUAAUUGUAAUAACCAAAACCUAUCAUCAGUUGCAUCAGCUGCUACUUCUACAACAGCUACCAACAGCGCAAGAAUUGUAAAAAACGAAAAAAACACCAAUAAUACUGGCGAAGACAAUGUUAAAAAUGUGAUCGCAUCCAAUAACGUACAAAAAGUUGAAGCACAAAAAUAUUCAGAAGAAGACGAUGAUAGAGUAAACGAAUGUGAUAGUGAUGAAGAUCUUCACUGCACCCAACUUCUCGAUAAGUAUGGCGAUAAAAGCAGUGAUUUUGAUGAUCCAGAUUAUACUCCAAGUGCUGAAGAUGGAGAAGCAGAAUCCUCAGAAAUAGAUGAAGACAGUGAUGAUGUUGAUAUUGAUAAAGGAGUUUCUGAUGAUGAUACGAUUAAUUAUGAAUUUUUGUCCCAAGAGAAACUAAAAAAUCUUUCGGGAACACAUUCAACUGAAACAAAAGACGAAACCUCAACAAUUGAAAAUACAAUGCAUAAAGAGAAUGGACCGUUAACUUUGAGCUACGGAGCUGACGAUAAUGGGGGUAAUGAAAAAAUAAAUGUACCAUCAGGAAAUGAAACUAAUGAAUCGGAAAAACAAAUGAAUUCAUCGUCAUCAUCACCAUCCAUACUGCCACUUAGAACGUCUCCAACGCUAUCAGAUUCAAGUCCUACAAAAUCAACUGCAAUUAAUCCAGUUCGCGUUUCAGCAAAAAUUGCUCAAAAUUGCAAUAAUAAAGGAGAUGAUGAAAUAUAUGAAAAUUUUUAUGACCCUGUAGAUGUUUAUGAUUAUGAUAUUCAGAGAGGUCUUCGGGUUAGAUGCCAAGAUUUAGCAAGAUUAUCAUACGGUGAAGAGUGUUUUUUCAGUCCAGUAGGAUCACCUUUGGUGCAUGAUGGACCAUUGAAUAAUUACAUGCAAUCAUCACAAUUACCAGAAGUUGUAAUAAAUAGUGCGCCUCCAACUUCUAUAACUGAAAAUGUUGUACCAGAUCGGGCAAUAAUAAACACUAAUGAAAUGUUAACAAAUGAAAGAAUGAAAGUUAACACUGAGUCCAUUAAAGGGAAUGUAAACAAUUUAAAAUCACAAAAUAAUCAUGUGCCAACAAAUCAACAAAAUAAAAAAAAUCAUUACAAUAAUUACAAGCAUAAUAGGGGAAGGAAAUUAUAUUAGAAUUUUGUUUUUAUAUUUAUAUACAUACUGAUUAUAUAUAUAUUAUAUUUACAUGCAUGUGAAAAUGAAAAUAUGUAUAUAUAUUUAUAUAUGUAUAUAAAAAUAUAUUUUUAUACAGACAAUAAUAUUAUUAACUUUGUUACAAAUUAUUUAAUUAAAAUAUAGUUAUAUUAAAAAUAAUUCUUAAUUUACCUACUGUAAUUCUAUUUAACCUAACGCUAA
Messenger RNA from Condylostylus longicornis, 2446 nucleotides. It is a transcript of the gene Jabba, whose product is annotated as suppressor of Mek1. NCBI's taxonomy places the organism in Eukaryota, Metazoa, Arthropoda, Insecta, Diptera, Dolichopodidae. The coding region runs from base 440 to 2224 and encodes 594 amino acids. The transcript has 10 exons. The record is from RefSeq and is a predicted model, not a curated record.